GCGACGCAUAUAUAAAAUGCAUCCUACACCUCGAAGGCCCUCAUCAGUUACAACCAACAAAUCACCUCUCGUAUUACACCAAUGUCGAACCUCAAAGCUCUUUUCCAGCCCCUCAAACUUGGCCCUACGACCCUCAGGAAUAGGAUCCUCAUGUCCGCCUUGACACAGAACCGUUCCGUCCCCACGAACGUCCCCAAUAGUCUCAAUGCCGAAUACUAUCGGCAACGCGCUGAGGGUGGCGCUGGCCUGAUUAUCACAGAAGGCGUCCUCGUUUCUCAACAAGGCACUGAAUGGCAGAAUGCUCCUGGCAUCUGGUCCCAGGAGCAAGUCAAUGGAUGGAAAAAGGUUACUGACACUGUUCACAAAGAGGGAGGCAUGAUAUUCACUCAGUUAUGGCAUCAUGACCACCCUGAUGCGCCUGAACAAAUCGCCUCAGGACUCCCCAUCUAUGCACCCUCAGCAAUCUCAGCCCAAGGAGGAAAAUUCCGUUUCCUCCCCGGCGAGCCAGGCUACGUCACCCCCACCGCAAUUGAUGACCCCCGCACUCUGCUUGCCCAGUGGAAGCAAGCUGCCAUCAACAUGAAACAGGCCGAGUUCGAUGGCGUAGAGAUCCAUGGCGCGAACAGAUACUUGAUCCACCAGUUCCUCGAUAGCACCGCGAAUCACCGGACAGAGCAAUGGGGCAGGAGCGUGGAGAAUAGAGCUCGGUUCCCUCUUGAAGUUGUCAAGAUCGCGGUAGACGUCUGGGGUGCGGAUAGGGUUGACACGUUCCGGUACCUCAUCUCAGAAAUUGACAGGCUAGGGAUCGCCUACGUCACGCUUCGCGCAACGAAGCAUGAUGUCCUCGGAACGUAUGCCCCCUUGUUGAAGAAUCCUGCUACGAAAGUAUUCGCGAAUGCGUCAUUCACAGGCGAGGAGGUGGCACGGUAUGUUGAGGAUGGGAAGGUGGAUGGUGUUUUCUUUGGUAUUCCUUGGGUGGCGAACCCAGAUUUAGCGAAGAGGUUUGAGAAGGGCGUUGCGCUAGAAGGGAAUAUUGAUUUUAUGACGCUUUAUGGGCAUGGGGGAAUGGAAGCGGAUGAGAGGAAAGGGUAUGCUGACUAUCCUGCAGUGGCAUUGUAGAUAUCCUUGC
This is a messenger RNA of Desarmillaria tabescens, 1129 nucleotides long. RefSeq names its product FMN-linked oxidoreductase. The coding region runs from base 82 to 1119 and encodes 345 amino acids. Gene Ontology annotation, molecular function: FMN binding; oxidoreductase activity. NCBI's taxonomy places the organism in Eukaryota, Fungi, Basidiomycota, Agaricomycetes, Agaricales, Physalacriaceae. The record is from RefSeq and is a predicted model, not a curated record. The transcript is spliced from 6 exons.